This is a messenger RNA of Gamsiella multidivaricata, 618 nucleotides long. RefSeq lists its product as uncharacterized. The record is from RefSeq and is a predicted model, not a curated record. The transcript is spliced from 2 exons. The coding region runs from base 1 to 618 and encodes 205 amino acids. Lineage: Eukaryota; Fungi; Mortierellomycota; Mortierellomycetes; Mortierellales; Mortierellaceae.
AUGGGCUCCUUCACAUAUGGAUAUGCUAUGGGCGAACUCCCUGGCGACAAACGGAUUGUCACGCCUCCAAUGCUUGGUGAAAAAAUAUCGCUCUCCCUCGGUCACACGUCCACCUUUGUCUUCAUGGGUACCAAAGCCGAGAUCUUAGAGUGGUUUAGGACUGUGGGACCCUCCAAGACUGUCCACACAGUCAUCUUUUAUGAUCGACCAGCGCCUCCACUGGACAUUGUCUUUGAUCUCUUCUCUAUCCCGAACCCAAAUCUGACCUGGACACAAUACUACCAGUCAUUCUAUCAAUCGGACCCGACUCUGGAGCGCUACCGCCUUGAAAUCCGACCGGAGCAGCCCAAGAUUGAUGCGGAGCUCGAACCACUGUACAGGAUGUACGCCAAGAGCGGCGUCUGUCUCGGAGACAUGGCCACGGCGUUGGAAAUGAAAUGGUCGCAACCGUCCACAAAGUCGUAUCUGGAUAUGGUCAAGGAGGUCUUUAUGGAGAGAGACGAGGCAAAUGACCAUGCACAGGAGGUGGCAACAGAAAGGAAGCGGAUGGAUGACGAAGGACAGCAUAUGGAGCUGGAGAAUAUUGUGGUCAGCAUGCCUCCGGAGAACCGUCAUUGA